This is a messenger RNA of Pollicipes pollicipes, 1263 nucleotides long. RefSeq names its product transmembrane protein 14C. The record is from RefSeq and is a predicted model, not a curated record. Gene Ontology annotation, biological process: regulation of heme biosynthetic process. The coding region runs from base 126 to 446 and encodes 106 amino acids. Gene Ontology annotation, cellular component: mitochondrial membrane. The transcript is spliced from 4 exons. NCBI's taxonomy places the organism in Eukaryota, Metazoa, Arthropoda, Thecostraca, Pollicipedomorpha, Pollicipedidae.
GGCAUUGUACCACUGGGGAUAAGCUCUCGUGCGUUGUAUUGCGCUGUGUUGCAUUGUGACGGUCGGUACAGUGGGCAUUGGGCGCGGAAAAGGCCUUAGAAUUAGAAAAAGAAUAGACACUCAGCAUGCCUGCGGACCUGCCAGCAUACUGCUUCGCGGCCAUCGUGGCGGCCGGCGGAGUCAUGGGCUACGCCAGGGCUGGCAGUCUGAUGUCGCUGGUGGCCGGGCUCGGGUUCGGCGCGGCGCUCGGUGUCGGCGCGCAGCAGGUGUCUGACGACCCGUCCAACCUCCACCUCUCGCUGGCGGUCAGCGCCAUCCUGCUCGCAGUCAUGGGCGCCCGCUUCCGCAGGAGCGGCAAGAUGAUGCCGGCCGGGCUGGUGACGGCCAUCAGCCUGCUGUUCGUCGUGCGGUACGGCUGCCGCGCGCUCACCGGCUCGCGCUGGUAGUGCGGGCGGUGGCGGCCGGCCAUCCGACCACGAGGACGGCGGAGAUCCGGGCCCAUCGGACGGCGGGCCGGCGCACCCUUGGUGCGUCGCGCCACAAGCUGGCAGCCGGAGAAGCACGCAACGAGUGCCAGCAUCGUGAUUCCCCACCAGGACCUGUAUCAUUGUUAUGCAUAACGCCCGCGGCCGUCGCGCCCCAUCGCCCAGUUUUAGACGAUGAUUUCGUGUGUGCCGUCGGCUGCCGCGCUGGCACUUUGUGUGCUGCGCCGCUCCUGCCGCGCGCUAAUGAAUCCAAUCUAAACACAGCUCGUCAGAACGAACCGACUCUGACUCUCGCCGCUCCUGUUUCACCGCGCCCCCGGCCGCCGGCGGCCGGGUCGGCCGGGUGCCUCCCCUCCGGUGCUGUUUGCCUCUCGCCGUCCGUGCGCGCGGCGCGCGAUCUCCCUCGCACCCGCCUCCGCCCCGGGCGGCGGCCGGCGGGGUCGAUUGGACGGCGGUCGCUGAUGGAGAUUGUGUUUUGUCGCGGGCUCCUCCGCCGCGUGGGAUCAAGGUUGUGGGUUUGUGGCGCCGGGCGCGCCUCCUGCGGCCGCCUGGGGGUGGCUCCGGGGGCGCCGUGCCCUCCGUGUGGUGCUGGUGUGGGGGCUAGUCUGGUAUUGACGCAUGGGAUGCUACGCUGUGUAUCUUUGUUGAUGUUUAAUGGUGAUUUAUACGCCCCAAGGGACCACUGCCGCGCGCUCGCGCUUUUGCGAGAUGGGCAGCGCGAUGCGAGCGAUGAACGGGUGGGGCGACCGUCGCAGCCUAAUACACACGUAUCAGUUGA